GAAGCAGCCGAGCGCCGAUGAAAUCCACCACAUCCUUAUGUUUGUUUUUCAUAUUUUAUAAACAGAACAAAACCGCUUUCCAAGCGUGCAAAUGAUCUAAAGAUAAGUAAAAAAAAAAAAAAAUUGUUUGAUGCAUAGAAGACUUCCAGGCCGGAGCACCGAUCAGACUUUAGAGGAUGAGAAAGUGUCUGCGCUGCACACAAGUCUGAAGUCAACAUCAUGGCAGCCCGGGCCGGCCGUGCCGAGCUGGCGUCCUCGCCCUUGCAGAUACUGUAGAGGAGUUGGAAGACAUUGUAAUGCAAAAGAAGAUGAAAAUUCCCAAGAUGUCCAUCAGGAGUUCAGGAAAUCCAGUUGACAACAGUUUUGGAGAGGAGAGGAUGCCGCUCAGGCAUAAAAAGGCACCAUGUCAGGACCGAGGACGCCCCGUGUCCAACUCCUCCAAAAGUUUGGCGGCCGUAGUCGCUCGCCUGGAGAGAAACGCGGCGAGCUCCUGCAUGGAGGGCGAAGAGGACCUCGAUGAGGACCGGCUGGCGGAAGAGGGAGAUGAUGCAGACGACGAAGAUGAAGACAUGGAGGCAGAGCAUCAGCAGCAGCAGCAGCAGCCGCAACAGCAGCACUUGGAGGUGAACUCGGACGUGGCCGCGGCGGUGGUUCCCCGCGUCCUGUACGAGGAGCUGGUCCUGAGCUACAGGCAGCAGGAGGAGGAGAUGUGCAGGCUGCAGCAGGACUUGGAGAGGACGCGUCGGCAGCUGCUGCAGCAGACCAAGAAACUCAAAGAGUAUAGCAGCUUGCUGACAGAAGUCAAAGAGCUGAGGGACUUCAAUCGACGGCUGCAGGACGUUCUUCUCAUGAGGCUGGGCAGCGAGCCCAUGCACGACAAUGGCACUCAGACAAUCAAGGCUGAAGUGGUUGAACCCAUUGUUGAGGCCCAGGAAACAUUCCGAGAAGAAGCCAACACCAGUUCCAGCUACUCGCCCUCUCCUAGAACGGUCUACACCUGCAAUGAUGGCAAGGUACACCUCGGUGGCGGGAUCUGGGUGGAGGAGGAGAAGUGGCACCAGCUCCAGCGCACCCAGGGUGACUCCAAGUUCACAAAGAACCUGGCGGUCAUGAUCUGGGGCACGGAAACUCUGAAAAACCGUAGCGUGACCGGCGUGGCCACCAAAAAGAAGAAAGACGCCCUUCCCAAACCUCCGCUCUCACCGAGCAAGCUAAAACUAGUCCGAGAGUGUCUCUAUGACCGAGUGUCCCAAGAGACCGCAGACAGUGCGGAGAUCACGCAGAGAUUGUCCAAAGUGAACAAAUACAUUUGUGAGAAGAUCAUGGACAUCAACAAGUCCAUCAAGAACGAGGAGCGACGGGAGUCCAAGCUGCUUAUCAGACAGACGGUCAAGAUGGAGAACUUUACCUACGACGGCAUGUAAAGAUGUCACACCAGCAUCCUCCCCGGUUUACGGAUCAUGGUGCUUUGAGGCUGAUCAUCACAGUCUCCGCAUCUUUGAGUCAUUUGAUGGGUUAUGACCCCCCCCUUUCAAGCCAACACCUUCCUCCAGUUUCAGACAGCUUUACCCACCAACACAUGCGAGUGUUUUUUUUAGGGUAAGCUUUACCACGGUAUCGGUACCAAGGUAUGUUGCAAAAGAUUGUGAAAUUCAUGUAUUGUUCUGUGUCAGAACAUUAUUCUGAGUCUUCUACGCUUUUAAAAAGUACAAGAUGACUCCCCUGUAUCCAAGGAUUACGAUGCCGUCGACGUGUCAGAAGCUCGUUUGCGGUUGGUACCGAGUUGAUCUUAAAGAAUGAAGUCUUAACUGCAGAGACACUGUUGCUGAAAGAGAUUGUAGUGGCCGUCAUUUUAUAGAAGCUUCUAAAGAGAGCUUAGUCGGAUUUGCACAAAAUUGUACUUGAACUGAUGUUCUUAAGGGUUACUUGGGGGGAAAUUACCUGAAUGGUACAUUCCCUAAAAAUAUCGGACAGUGGAACCUCCAAAGUGGAACAUCUGUGUCGGAGGUUGACUUACAAGUUGUUCAGAUUCCAUAACAAAUGUUAGGAAAGUGCGUGAAGUCAAUAAAUUACCUUACUUUCUAGACCAGGGGUCGGGAACCUUUUUGGCUCUCAGCCAAAUAUUUUAAAAUAUAUUUCCGUAAGAGCCGUAUAAUAUUUUUUUAACACUGAACACAACUAAACACGUACAUUUUUAAGCAAGACCAACAUUUCUAGAGUAUGACAGGUCUCUUAUUCUUUGUAAUAACAUUGUUAUUCUGAAGCUAACUGUGGAGGGGGUGUGGCCUGCGGGCCUGCAGCGACAGUUGCGUAGACGGCCCACCCGGGCCUUGUUAUCUAAUCACCUGUCGCUCUGUUAUAAGCAGCAGCCAGGAGGAGAGACUGUGUUGGGGCUGGAAAUACUAUUGCUGGAAAGCAACUGGGAGACUUAUUGAAAAAUAAAACAAUAAUGUAACCCUGAAACAGGCGCUCAUGUCGGUGCUUGGUGGUCUGAAGAGCCCCCAGGAGGGCAAGCCCCACACUAACCAAUAAUAAAUAAAUAACUUCUUACCAUUGACGCAACUUCUUGAACAGGUGUGGUAGAAAACGGAUGGAUGGAUUAAAAAUGCAUGAUAAUGUUUUAUAUUUUGAACAUUAUUUUUAACACUGUGAUUACAAGUGGAAUUAUUCAUUACUUAUCGUGUUAAGCAACGUUAGCUCAGAUUUAUCCGAGAGCCAGAUGCAGUCAUCAAAAGAGCCACAUCUGGCUCUAGAGCCAUAGGUUCCCUACCCCUGUUCUAGACUAUGGAGCGCAAUAGUAUGAGUCGCACUACCUAAACUUUCAGCGAAAAAAAUGUUGUUUCCAUGCAUUAGCCACACUGGACUAUAAGCCGCAGAUGUAUACGUUGCAGUGUUUCCCCCCGACAAUUUGUUAGUUAAGGUGGUGACUCUCCAGGGGGUGGGUGGGUGUAAGGAUCGGUGUAAUUCAGCCUGUCGCCAUCACGUCUCCACCUGGUCGCUGCCACCACAGCCUGGUAGGGCAAUAGACUACAGACUGUGGUGAAGUAGGCCGGCUUCGUCGCAUGAAGAAGCCUACAACUUUUGGUUGUGUUUUCCGCUCCAUUUGCUGAAUGGCGAUAUACAAUAUAUAUCUCCAUACUUUUUCCGUAAGGUAGAAACAAAACAGUCCCAGUUACCUGAGAUACUAAAAUAGUGACUUACAAAGUGAAAUUACUUACUGUAAGUAAACGUUCGCAAUAAGCGUUUAAGGAAAAAGAGUUAAAAGUGGGGCCACAUUCUUAAAUAUGUUCAACUCACCAUGCUUAAUUUAUUACAGCAUUUGGGAAGCCUGUCGUUGAUUUUUUUAAUGUAAAUGUUAUAUUUGUAUCAACAUGUGAUAGCAAAACCAGGCUGCUUCAUUACUAAUGAUUAAUGUAACUAUAGCUGAAAAAAUAGUCAUAUAGCAAUAGGAGACUAUUCAUCCCUGAACACCAUGGAGUUCAUGUAGGCUUUAUGAUGCAUUUACAUUAUAUCAACUAUCAGAGACAGAAACUCUUCAUUUAACAUAAUUUCCUUUUUUUGCUGCUGCAACACAGCUCAAUCAACACAGAAAAAGGUCAAGUGAAAUAACUUAGUUGUUAACUAUAGGUCAAUAAUGCUUGUGUUUCUCUCAGACAGACAAGGCUUUGCUGUCCGUUUAAUAUGGACGCACGCCACACACACCACAGUGAGCUAAUGUUACGCUAAAAGCUAAUUAGCCUUCACCUCUAGGACUGCGAGCGAGCCGAGCUGCCGCUUAUGUUUCUAGACCAUCAACGGGCUCAUAGUGAUGUUACUAGUACUUGACUGGGAGGUGUUUAUUAUAAUUUGGAGAGAGUCUGCUGCCUUAUGCUUACCUGCAAAACACCUAUCUUCUCACCCGCACCAUCUCUCCUCUCUGCCUGUCUCUGUCGUGAGCACUGACUACAUGCGCUCUGAAUACGCACCGCUGAUUGGCUGUUACCGCUCUGCGUAUAACCAAUCAGAUGGUUCUGUGGGACGUACUGGCAGAGCUAAGCUAAGCGUAGCAGCUUGUACAGACUUAAGUUUAGAUGGUGGCACUUGGUUGUUAGGCAGCCGCAUUAACAACCAAGCGCUGCGGGAAACCCUGCGUUGUAAAAUUUGUUAUUUACACCGAAAAAUUUUGUAAAGGUUUAUUUACAUAACCUAAUUGUUUCUGAACGGUGCCUGUAACACGGCAGUAAAACGGCUGAUCAAACAAAACAGAAAAGUCUUCAGUCAGCUAAACAGACUCAAUAUUUACUGAAUUUAUCGAGAAAUUUAUGAAACUGAAAAAAAAAUGCCAUUGUAAGUUAAAAAUGCAAACUUUUAUUUUUAUUAACUUUUUGUUUUUACCCUCUUUUAGUGCCCUUGUGUGCAUUAUCCAUUCCAUCCUUCGUAACUGAGUUACUGGAUGGAAAAUUUUCCCUUGUGGAUCAAACGUGUUGGCAUAUUAGUUAAUGCUAACGACACCAGCUUGGUUACAUUAUGGUACCAUGCACAAAUAUGUGCAUGGAAAUACUCAUCCAUAAGUAUGAAUUGUUGUAGUUACAUUGUAAAACGUACACACCUUGCAUGGAGUGAUGAACGACGAAACCAUACGAGUAGAAGCACUAUGGAGAACUAGUAAACGGGACGGCACUUAUACUUCCGGUUCAAGGCACAAAACAGAAGUAAAUACUGUAGAUUUUCAACCCGCGGUGAGUGAACUGGUUUGAAAGAUGGCGCCAUAGCACAAACAUUAUCGCACUUGUUCAGUUUCUGUUGCUGUUACUACUAUGAAAGAUCCAUAGAUCAGCCACACCUAAGGGUUUGAAGUUUGGGAGAAAAAGUAGCAGUUUGAAGUUCGGAAAAUACAGUAAUUCCAGGCUCAUUUGUCCACUACUAUAAAACCUUCAAUAAGCUUACGGGCAAUGUUUGAAGUAAACUAGGGCUGCAACUAUUUUGAUAGUCGACUAAUUGGAUAAUGACGCGGAAACAUAUUCAGUGGCUCCAAUCUAGCCAUCAGCUUUUAAAUUUAGCUUGAGCUAUUUUUGUGCUAACAACAAAUAUGACUUCUUCAUUUAAAAAUAUUGAUUUCCUCUCUAACUGUGCGGCUCAUUAGGCUGUUACAAAAAUAAUAACUAUUUAAUUGUCCGUUUUAAAGCCAGGACAGGCAAUUUGCUGAUUGAAACAAAUCUUUUUUUUUCUAAUGUUAGACAGUCAAAAUACCUUGAGAUGUUCGAUCAUAUCGGACUGCCGAUAUUAUCGACCGAUUAAUGCUUUAAAAUGUAAUAUCAGAAAUUAUCGGUUUCAAAAAUUAAAAUGUAUGACUUUUUAAAACGCGGCUGUGUACACGGACAUAAGGAGAAGUUUGAGCGUCAAUAAACCUUAAAGGCACUGCCUUUGCAUGCCGGCCCAGUCACAUAAUAUCCAGGGCUUUUCACACACACAAGUGAAUGCAAGGCAUACUUGGUCAACAGCCAUACAGGUCACACUGAGGGUGGCCGCAUAAACAACUUUAACGCUGUCACAAAUAUGCGCCACACUGUGAACCCACACCAAACAAGAAUGACAAACACAUUUAGGGAGAAUAUACGCACCGUAACACAACAUAAACACAACAGAACAAAUACCCAGCACUAACUCUUCUGGUACGCUACAACAUUUUAAAACAAGCUAAGAUGACAUAUCAAAACAACACUAAAUUAAAGUGCACUUUUUGUACAGAAUGCCACUACAAUAGUUUAAAACAAAUAAAGUGCACUUUUGUGCAUGAUGUCACAAAAGAUAUUUCAAUGAAGUGUCAAAAUAAAAAUGAGCUGCAUAAUAGGAAAUCAAAUAGUGUAUGUCCUUCGCUAUGUGGUAGGUUCCUGCGGACGUUAUCUCCUUUUAUUCUUGACUAUUUUUUUUCUUACGGUGUAGAUCUGGAAAUUGUUGCUUGGGCUUUUUGUUGGUGUGGCACCGAACGGAGAUGUUGACAUGCGGAGUUUCAAGCACUCAUUCUCGAGCAGGUGACUUUUCAAAUGAUGCUACAUUAGCAUUGCUGCUACUUUUUGCAGCAACGCUUUUGCCGCAUAAUUCUUCAACAUCUUCCCGCUUGAAGCCAAACCACCGCCAGAGGAUAGACCCCCCGCUGUUUUUCUUGGAGAUAAAUUCUUCCUUUGUUUGUUACAAUAGUAUAAAACAAAUAAAGUGCACUUUUGUGCAUGAUGUCACAAAAAAUAUUUCAAUGAAGUGUCAAAUAAAAAUGAGCUGCAUAAUAGGAAAUCAAAUAGUGUAUGUCCUCCGCUAUGUGGUAGGUUCCUGCGGACGUUAUCUCCUUUUAUUCUUGACUAUUUGUUUUCUCACGGUGUGGAUCUGGAAAUUGUUGCUUGGGCAUUUUGUUGGUGUGGCACCGAACAGAGAAUUUUGUUGGUGUGGCACCGAACAGAGAUGUUGACAUGCGGAGUUUCAAGCGCUCUUCAUUCUCGAGCAGGUGACUUUUCAAAUGAUGCUACAUUAGCAUUGCUGCUACUUUUUGCAGCGACGCUUUUGCCGCAUAAUUCUUCAACAUCUUCCCGCUUGAAGCCAAACCAUCGCCAGAGGAUAAUUAAUUCUUCCUUCGUUUGUUACCAGAUUCGCACCUUCUCUCUCUCUCUCGUAUUACCAGCCGCACCGUUUAGCAUCACAGCUAACGUUACCAUGUGGCCACCUGUCUGCAACAAAGUGCGAGACGAGAAAGAGUGGGAAACGCCGGCAGCGUAAUGCCCGCGUGAGAACGUAUACUCUAAUAUCACGAUAUAGUCAUUUUCUGUAUCGCACAGAGACAAACCGGCGAUAUAUCGAGUAUAUUCCAUAUAUAUCGCCCAGCCCUAAAUCGCAGAAAGUAUUUGUAUUAAUACAAUAUUUUUAACUUUGGAGGUUCCACUUUAUUGUCAUCUAGACCAUGUCAAUGGACCGUGAUCUUUUUUGCACAAGUUCCUCCGAGUGUUCCUGCUAGCCUUUAGAAGGCGUCCAGAGUUUAACGGAGAGUUAUUUAGUGGCCAUUGUACACGGAAGCACGUGGAAACCUGUGGCUGUGCUACCCAGCCAAUCAAGGCUGGCAGACAGUGUGACUGUUGAACAUGUAAUCGGGGGAACAGGAAAGGCCUUAAAUGGAUUUGGCAAUCAACCAGGGCCACGGCGUGCCCUCGGGUUUUCUAGUGAGCUGUGAUUGUAGUCCAAGCUGAAGUCUGGAGACUUGGCCUGCACUUUGCUGUGAGAAUGUAGAACUUGUCUGUAGGUAGUCUUAUCAGUGUGGGACUAUUAUGUGUGUGGUAGUUCAGAGAAGGUGUGUGGGUAAAGCUGUCUGAGGUGAUGCUGGUGGUCGUUUGGGGUCUUCCUCAACACUGCAACAACACAAUGAAGCAGGGGUCUCCAAACUUUUUUUACUCGGUGGGCGUUUGGGUGGCCACAUUGGGUUAAAAGAAUUUGGUUGGAAGCUGGACUAUCUAUUUGUGUGUGUGUGUGUGUGUGUGAGAGUGUGUGUGUGUGUGUGUGAGAGUGUGUGUGUGUGUGUGUGUGUGUGUGUGUGUGUGUGUGUGUGUGUGUGCGCGCGCUAUUUAUUAGUUUUUUUAUUAUGUAUUGUUUUUUUUGCCCCACAAUUUUCUCCCUGUCUCGUUUUUUUUUUGUUCUUUCUGCACCAAUCCAACUGCGCCAAUCACUAAAUAUAUCCAAACGUUUGAUAAAGUAUAUAUAUAUAUAUAUAUAUUAGGGCUGGGCAACGAUUAAAAAUUUUAGUCGAAGUUAAUCGCAAUAUUUCUCUGAUUAAUCGCGAUUAACUGCAUUGUAUACACAAAGCCCAUUAAUGAAUUCAAAAGUAGUGUGUAGUGCACCUUUAUUGGAAUAUUCUCCCACAUGAACAAAAGCGCCAAAACAUUUGUUGUGCAAACACAAUUUAAAUCAGUCCUUGUUAAACAGUAGCAGUUAAAUAGCAUAUUUGAUGAAAAUCAACUCCAAAAAUGUAAAUACAAACAUUUAAGCUUAUUGCCACUGCCAGGGUAUUUAAGUUAUCCUGUUUGUUAUGGAAAAUAAAUAUAAUCUACAUACAAAUCUCUGAGCCACAAUCAUAACAUCUGAACAGGCAAUUUCUGAGGUAACAGCAGAAACAUUUUUUUUAUCAGGGAUCUUAUGUUUAAAAAACCUAUAUUAUAGGUAGUGGGCUGUUUUAGGGAAUUUUGGAUCAAAUUAUCCGUAGUAGCAAUAUUAAUAAUGUUGUGUUUAUUCUGCGUAGUGCACUUAAAAUAAUUAUGACCAUAUCUAGGAAUUGAUAUGAUGGGAAUUUUCCGAUUGUUUGCUUGGUGCUUUGAUAAACUGAAGGCAUCAUAUACAUGGUACUAUAUUGUGAUGUUAUGAGCCAGGGAAUAAAAGAACUACCCUACCCAGCAUGCAACAGGAGUGAGGAGCAUGUAUAGGUUGUGUCGCCAUGACGGCAUCUUGUAUGUUGUGAUAUGCACGCUCUGAAAGCAAACGUUAAGAAGUCAGCCAACACUCCUGGUCUGCAUUAUUCAUAAAUAGACAGACAACACAUAUACUCCGCUGCUUCACAGGCCGCUGGAUGUAGCCGGCAAAGUAUUCCCAUGCUAGCUAGCCGCUCUAGCAAGCACGCCUCAUUCAGUCCAAAACGGCCCGAUCUAUCCACAUCCAGAAUUGUCUGGCGGUCGUAAGUGAUCCCGGAGUGACCACGCUGUAAGCCAGCCAUGACAUUUGCAGAAUUGUCCGGUAUUUUUGCCAAAUGUUCCAUCUUUACCAAGAGCCCCUCCACGCCAGGCGACGCCAUCUUGUUAAGAAAAGGCGUUAACAAAAUAAAAGCAUGUAAACAACAUACGCAAAUGUGCGUUAAAAUAAUUGUCGGCGUUAAUAGAUUGAUGAGUUAACGCGUAAUUAACGCAUUAAUUUGCCCACCCAUAAUAUAUAUAUAUAUAUAUUUUUUUUUUUUUUCUUGGGGUUUUCUGGAUUCUGGCCACCAGCAAACAAAAUCUGUAGUUUGGGGACCCCUGCUUUCCAGUUGUUGUUUUUUUUUUAUUUGUAUUGUUUUGUCCCCAAAUGCUUUCUGCGGCUUGUCGGCCAGAUAAAGUGGUUGAAAUCUGAAAAGUGUGAGCCAACAGAGGCAAAACUGUGAAUCUGCUGCAGAGCUGUCAUCCAGCCUUUGCUGUUCUUCACACUUUUAACCACAUUUAUUUCUUCUCUCUGUCCCUUUUGUCUCUUUUUUUUUUUACUGGUGUUUCCAAAGUUGAGCUCAGCCUUUUUAUGUUACAUACAUUUAAAAAAAAAAAGAAGGUAUUUUUCAUGUUUUAGACAUUUCGUCAACGAAUGUCAUUAUUAUUGGGGUUUUUUUUUACUCGUGUCUGUUUUUCCAUGUGACUUGUUGGCUUUCCAAACAAACAUCUGCCGAGCCAAAGCGAUCAAGUUGUUACAUUCAAAAAGCCUAUUUAGGAUUUUUCACUUAGAAUCCCCAUGGCAACGGUGACAAAUCAUUUACAUUGAAUGCACUUUAAUCUCAAAUUUGUCAAUCUCAACAAAGCCUAUUUGAGGUAUUAAGGUUGUUUUUUUUAUGGCGGAAUUCUAAAUUAUGGCCAAGCAAUCAUUGUAUUUACAUAAUGCACCUUAAAAAUGUUUGCUUUGUGAGUGUCUGGAAAAGGUAUGAGCAGCGGUAUGUUUGCUUGAACAAAAUAGCGUAAAAUGCUCUAAUUAUAGCCUCAGAGUGUGCUCUAUUAAUUAUAUGUAGGAAAUAUAUUUUUUGUUUACCCCUAACAUUUAAACUUAAGGGUUCAAGCGUUAGAAAAUGGAUGGAUGGUAUUUGGAAUGUGUGAGAAAGUUGAAGGCAAAAACAUGUUACACAACAUGGCGGCAACAAAGCCAACGUUGUCCUGGCAAACCGCAGUUAUUUGCCUUUGAAGACCACGCACCAGAGGCCUUAAUUGGAGCAUUUACGGUACUCAAAGAUAAUUAGGGGCCAUUCAAAAAAACUGGAUCCUUUGAUAAAAUGUUUAUGUAUAAUAUUAGACGAUAGUUACCUAAGUACGAUGAGUAUCAGCCAGUGUUUGGAUGCUGAUUGGCUGGUCAUCAGCAUUAGGAGUGAGAGUCUUUGGGCUCCUCGGGAUCUGAUCCGAUUCAUGGGGUGACGAUUCGAUUCAGAAUUGAUUCUCGAUUUAACUCGAUUUUUUUUAUUCAAACCAAUUCUCCCAUAUUUGGCAGAAUAAUGACAAUGUAAUUGUUUACAAAACAGGUUGCGGGUUAAAAAAGCUCCUUCUGGUUGCAUUGAGAUGGCCUAAGAAAGUCUAACAUUGUUUAGUUUUUUAUUGAUUUUCUUCUAAAUUAUGAAUCGAUUUAGAAGUGGGAUGAUUCGAAUCGAAUUUUCGUGCACCCCUUACUCAGCACGGUUUGCACAUGACAAAUUAGCCUGACCCAAAAAUAAUUUUGUUCACCAUUUUACAAAGUAAAGAUAGUCCUGUCAUGUAUGGUUUUGUUUUUCGACGCCAAAAGGCGGCCUGAGAAAAAUGGAUAUUACACCACCUGACAUGUUAGCGGGUUUCCACAUCAGACCGAAGUACUUGUGUUUUUGAGUACCCCCGUCAUAGUUCACGACUGUAUAUUGUUAGCGCGUCUGUGAUCCUCUUCCUGCACCACCUCUAGUUCCGGACAGGAAACGAUUACUGGGUCUUUCAAAAAAAAAAAAAAAAAAACUGAACGUAGAUGAAAACCACCAAAAAAAAAAGCUUGUCAAAGUUGCUCGAGGCUUUUGACGAUUGAACAAAAGCCUCCUCCUGCACUUUGUACAUAAAAAGCCACUACGGGGCUGAACUGCUUUCAAAUGAGACCAACCAGGAGGCCACACCGUUGUUGGGUCUAUAUUUUUACUACGGUAUCAGUAACUUUGUAUACAAUCCACAAACCGGUUCUACUUCAUCUAACUUUCACCGCCCUACCUCAUUGUUACUCUGGUGUGUGUUUGUCAGUGAACUCUGUGUAUAGUCAGAAAAAUAUAGUAAACCUGGUUACUCAACAUGUACAGAAUACACAUACAUACAUAUAUAUAAAUAUAAAUAUGCAUACGAGUAUAUAUCUUCGAAUAUAAAACACCUGGACUCACGAUAUCAUUGUUAGAAAACGAUGUGUUCAAUGACCUGCUUCAUUCAGGAUGCUGCUGUGUUCUCUGCUCUACGCUACGUUGUGCUGUCGAUCCCUGCUUUUUGUGUUUUUUGGUGUCUGUGUUGCGUUGGGAGAUUUUUAACUGCUUGACGGUGCUACCAGCAAACAGUUCUACACGGAUCUGUCUCUCGGACCUCAAAUGGUGCUGUUUUUUUUCGUUGUUUUGUUUUCCUCUGGUUUUUAACCCAGACGGGGGCUUUGUUAUACAUCGGCGCGUCAACCACCGCGACUCCCUCACUUUGGUGGAAGAAGCCAAAAUACUUUUACGAAAUGCUAACUCCGAAGCCUCGCUGUUGCUGUGUUCCGCGUCCGUGCUAUCCGCCCAAAAAUAAUGUUCCAGUUGUGAGUCUCUCGAGUACCUCAAAGUCUGUUGAUUUUUGAAAAGGUUGUGUCAGCUUUGAACGCCUGUGUUUAAUUGUUGCAAGUGUUUGUGUUUGAAAAAUCUGGUCCAAAGCUCACAGGUGACCUUUGAAUAGGAAGUUUGAUUUCUAUCGACUUGUGUCACAGCAAAUGGUCUGCAUUACUGUACUGACCCGAAUGUAAGACCGACCCGAGUUUUCAAGAGUUGUUUAGGCAAACCGUUUCUCAGAGCAUUGAAUGGACCGGUCCAGGUUCACGUCUCGUUUGCAUAGGCUUUAUCAGUCUUGAUAGGGCAGCUCUAAUCUGAGAAAAUGGUGUCGGAUCCCAAAUAUUUAUCCUCCAAGACAGUGGCAUGAGUCAACAAGAACGCAAAACGUAAAGAUAUAACGUGUUAAAAAACUAUCGUCCACGCAGUCAAGACAGGACAGCCCUAAUCUGAAGGGAUGGUGUAGGACCUAAGUAUUAAUCAUCUAAGACGCAUGACUCCGCAAAAAUGGUUUCACUUUUUAGGGUGCAGAACAACAGUCCGCACUCGUCUUCCGCAGAUGUACGCCAGGCCUUACCUUUCAACAGGAAAACAAAGUCCUGGAUCCUUAUCCCAUUUCUGAUUCAAAUCUGCUUCAAAGCUCACAUGUGACCUUUGAAUAGGAAGUUUAUUGAUUUCUAUCGACUUGUGUCACAGCAAAUGGUCUGCAUUACUGUACUGACCCGAAUGUAAGACCGACCCGAGUUUUCAACAGUUGUUAAGGCAAAACGAAGACUUCUCAGAGCAUUGAAUGGAACGUCCAGGUUGUCUCAGGAGACGGUUCACGUCUCGUUUGCAUAGGCUAUAUAAGUCUUGAUAGGGCUGCUCUAAUCUGACAGAAUGGUGUCGGAUCCCAAAUAUUUAUCCUCCAAGACAGUGGCAUUAGUCAACAAAACUUGUUAAAAUCUAUCGUCCAAGUAUUCGAGACAGGACAGCCCUAAUCUGAAGGGAUGGUGUAGGACGCAAGUAUUAAUCAUCUAAGACGCAUGACUCAGCAAGAAGGGUUUCACUUUUUAGGGUGCAGAACGACAGUCCACACUCGUCUUCCACAGACGUACGCCAGGCCUUACCUUUCAACAGGAAAACAAAGUCCUGAAUCCAGACAGUGGUCUGGAUCCUUAUCCCAUUUUUGACGUUUUCUGAAAGCUGAAUCACCAUGUGCCCACAACUUAUGGAGCCAUCUACAGCAUAAUGAAAGAAACCGAGUGAGGCCUCUUGUGUUUUGUCUCUACGGGUGGAGGCGGGACCGCAAAAGUACACAGACAGAAAUUGAAGCUCGUAACGUAAACAGAGAAAUGUAACGACUUGUUUCUUAUCCUAGUUAGGAUAUUUCCUGAAAGAUUAUUCAAAAUCGAUCCAUAACUGUUUGCGUUAUCUAUAGCGGAAUAAAAAAAACUGAGUGAAGCCUCUUGCCAGUCGAUAUUAGUUUUGUCUGUGCCCACAGAAAAUAAACGCAUGGAAGUGCUUUUCAGUUAUUUUCUGCCAUGGCCCCCAUUUUGGGAACCGAAAUGACCGCAAUUAAAUUAUUGAGAACCUAAGUACAAUGCACUGUAGUAUUUACCUUCUUUAUAUAAGCCGCUUUUGACUACUUUCUUUACAUUCCGGUCAUCGUUCUUCCCCUUUUGGUAGCUUCCUGUGUACUCACAACUUCUACUUGCGAGCCUGUUGAUUAGAUUGAGCACUGCUAGCCACCUAGCUGCUGUUUUUUGUAUUGUUCUAACAUGAACACUAGUGUGGAGACAGAUAUAUAUAUAAUGAAGAUCUCCCCUGCCACUCGUGACCCCAUCACAGUGUCCCGACACACUAGUGGAGAAACAUCGGUCGCGAGGUAACACAUUAGAAAUGAUGCGAAUCAGGCCCAAAAUUUAAUUUGUUGUUACUUAUUAAAUUUAAAUGAAAGUCUACCCAAAACAAUUGGAGUUAUUUUGCUAAUCCCAGUUUCCAAACCAACGGCGGAGGUUAUGGACAAUGUUGCCUUCAGGUUUUCAGGGGUCUCCAUGACCAUCGAGCCAACGGAAUACUUCAAAAGAUUGUCACAUUUUCCGUACAUCCUAGACUUACGGAAUACUUGAGAUAAUAAGGAAAGGGGAUUCCACAAAAUUGACUGAUGUUGCCUGGCAGAAGUCUCGACCUACUGUAUCGUCCUACAGCACGGAACAAAAGCCUGUUCAGAUGUGCAAACGUCUUCUGAGACAAAUCUGAACAAUCCAGUUGUGAUCCGUUCAAUGUCGUGGGAAUAAAAUUAUGUGGAUGAGACUAAAUUUCAGUGUCGGAAAUAACUCGGCGAUGCUAGUAAAAGGAUGCCUUUGGAUAUUCACAUUCAUCCAGGUCAUUGUGCUCUCAGUAUCAACAGUUCUAUAGGUUGAUUUAAGAUCCAUUUAAGUCCGAGAGCAUGGACUGAUGAAGCCUGUGCGAAUUUGAGGCCAAUAAUCUUCUGAUACAAAUCUGUAUAGUCCAGAUGUGAUCCGGUCAAUGUCGUGAGAAUAGAAUGAUGCGGAUGAAUGAGAAUAUCUGACUAUAAUUAAAAUCCUGUUUUCAUUGUCUGAAAUAACUGAGAGACGAUAGUCAAAAGAUGCCUGUGGAUCUUCUUAUUCAUCGGGUUCACAGGAUUCUCAGUAUCAACAGUUUUAUAGGUUGAUCUUAGAUCAAUCUCAGUCUGAGAGCAUGAGCUGAUGAAGCCUGCUUGGAUGUGAGGCCAAACGUCUAAGACAAACUGAAUAGUCCAGUUGUGAGCCGUUCAAUGUCGUGAGAAUAAAAUGAUGGGGACGAACGAGAAUAUCUCAGACUUAAAUAAAAAUCCUGUUUUCAGUAUCAGUGAAAUAACUGGGAGUUGGUAGUCAAAAGAUGCUUAUGGAUAUUCUUAUUCAUCCAGGUAACUGUUCUCGGUAUCAACAGUUUUAUAGGUUGAUCUUAGAUCAAUCUGAGAGUUUGAGCUGAUGAUGUUCUCAGGAUCAGCAGUUCUAGAGGUGGAUCAUUGAUCAAAGGAAGUCUGAGAGCCUGAUCUGAUGAUGCUGAUGACGGAUGAGAGGCUGAUUGUCGUCUAAGACAAACCGAGCAGUAGAUUUGGCGAUCGAUUGAAUGCUCUGAGAACGUCACUAAAAAAUAUAAUAGUAGUUCCUCUUUGAUCGCCGUUAUCGUAAAAAAUUAUCGACAUAACUCUUGUUCGCUGCUGUCGCCGUGGCUACAUCUCUCCGGGUCUACUGGUGUGUGUGUGAGAGGGACAGGAAGAAAAGCUCUGACUUGCUCAGGGACAUAGCCGGGGUUAGAAAUCCACGGACCGUCUUUGUCUUUAUUUUUGGGGCCGUCGAAAUACCGAGCAGGGAAAAAAAAUGUUGAUGGUGAUUUUUCUCGACUGUUCUCCUGAUUGCUUUUACUCCUCGUUCAUUUUUUCCUGGUUGAUGUUUCCACAGCGGUCCUUUAAAGAUGUGUUUCAUGCAGUAAAACUGGUAGACCUCGGUUCAAGUCGACUAAAUGUUCGUGUGUGUUUUGUUUUUGGGAAGCAGUUGUCCCAACUGGGGGUGGCCAUGAGAGUAUGUUUUGUGUGGCGCAGUCGGGAGAGUGGCCCGUGCCAGCAAACCUGAAGGUUCCUGGUUUGAUCCCCCACUUUCUACCAACCUCGUCACGUCCGUUGUGUCCCUGCUCCUGCAUUGGGUCGUGGUUAGGGCCUUCAGUGCAUGAAUGGGUGAAUGUGGAAGGUAGAAAAGCACUAGGUAUAACCCGUUCACCAUUUGGGAGGUGAGGAUUAACUAUUAUUUAUUUUUAAUCGUUCUUAAUAGAAUGUUCUGACCUCCUAUUUCUAUGCCAUUGUGGGGGGCGGAGCCAAACUUCCAGGGCUUCUUUAGACCGUGAAAAUCAACAGCGCCUCUGCUGGUUGCAACCAAGUAGCGCACCCUAUUUUAACAUCCUUGCUUUCAGAGGGUAAUAACCCCUGGUUUUCUCCUAUGUUCGACCCAUGCACUGUUAGCGCUUUUUUUGCUAACCGUUGCCGUGACGACAUUCACCGUCCUCGGAGUCCAAGUGUGCUGUGCAGAACUCUUUGGGAUGGAAGUACAUUGCCAAUGCUCGUUAGGGCAAGACAGGGUAACCAAUGGUCCGCUGCGUCGCUAUACGGCGACGUAAAGGACGCUCCAGUGAUUGCGGUAAACCCCAACCCUCAAGACCGCCGCUUUAGCCCGGCACAGGUGGUACCCCAACCCUCAAGUCCCGCUGCUUUAGCCUGGCAAAGGUGGUACCCCAACCCUCAAACUUGCCGCUUUAGCCUGGCACAGGUGGUACCCCAACCCUCAAGCCCUCCGCUUUAGCCUGGCACAGGUGGUACCUCAAGUCCGCUUUAGCCCAUCACAGGUGGUACCCCAACCCUCAAGUCCCGCUGCUUUAGCCUGGCAAAGGUGGUACCCCAACCCUCAAACUUGCCGCUUUAGCCUGGCACAGGUGGUACCCCAACCCUCAAGCCCUCCGCUUUAGCCUGGCACAGGUGGUACCUCAAGUCCGCUUUAGCCCAUCACAGGUGGUACCCCAACCCUCAAGCCCGCCGCUUUAGCCUGGCACAGGUGGUACCUCAAGUCCGCUUUAGCCCAUCACAGGUGGUACCCCAACCCUCAAGCCCGCCGCUUUAGCCCGGCACAGGUGGUACCCCAACCCUCAAGCCCGCCGCUUUAGCCCGGCACAGGUGGUACCCCAACCCUCAAGCCCGCCGCUUUAGCCUGGCACAGGUGGUACCUCAAGCCCGCUUUAGCCCAUCACAGGUGGUACCCCAACCCUCAAGCCCGCCGCUUUAGCCCGGCACAGGUGGUACCUCAAGCCCGCUUUAGCCCGGCACAGGUGGUACCUUAAGCCCGCCGCUUUAGCCUGACACAGGUGGUACCUCAAGCCCGCUUUAGCCCAUCACAAGUAGUACCCCAACCCUCAAGCCCGCCGCUUUAGCUCAGCACAGGUGGUAUUCAUUUCAGGAACAUGUUUGUUUUAUUGUCCAAAUAAAAAGCAAAAUAAAUCCAAACUUUUAUUCUAUCAGCACUCGUCUUGUGUGGCUGGGGUUUUUUUUUGUUUUCUGUGUCUUCCACCGCUGCACGGUGUUGUACUUUGGGAACAAAGCUGAUGCAUUUUGGUGUGCUUUAAAAUGAUAAAGAUGUCAAAGCAAUA
Messenger RNA from Nerophis ophidion (straightnose pipefish), 16693 nucleotides. It is a transcript of the gene bend5, whose product is annotated as BEN domain containing 5. Gene Ontology annotation, molecular function: DNA binding. Gene Ontology annotation, biological process: negative regulation of DNA-templated transcription. The record is from RefSeq and is a predicted model, not a curated record. The transcript has 6 exons. Bases 297 to 1424 code for a protein of 375 amino acids. NCBI's taxonomy places the organism in Eukaryota, Metazoa, Chordata, Actinopteri, Syngnathiformes, Syngnathidae.